Messenger RNA from Magnolia sinica, 847 nucleotides. RefSeq names its product cold-regulated 413 plasma membrane protein 2-like. Gene Ontology annotation, cellular component: membrane. The transcript is spliced from 5 exons. The record is from RefSeq and is a predicted model, not a curated record. Lineage: Eukaryota; Viridiplantae; Streptophyta; Magnoliopsida; Magnoliales; Magnoliaceae. Bases 85 to 687 code for a protein of 200 amino acids.
GGGAAGAAGAAAUACAGAUCGCAGGAUUGCUUUGUUCUCAUUUCGGAUAUCUUCUGGUUGGGUGUGAAUAUCUUCAGAUCGGGAAUGGGGAAGAUGGCGUAUCUAGCAAUGAAGACUGACAGCGAAAAUCUGAUCGCAUCCGAUUUCAAGGAGAUUGGAAUCGCUGCGAAGAAGCUCGCCAAUGACGCUAUCAAGCUCGGCGGCCUCGGCUUCGGUACCACCUUCCUCAAAUGGGUUGCUGCCUUUGCCGCCAUAUAUUUGUUGAUCUUGGAUCGAACAAACUGGAAGACAAACAUGUUGACUUCCCUUUUAGUCCCUUACAUUUUCUUUACUCUGCCUUCAAUCUUGUUCAACGUGCUAAGGGGAGAGGUUGGAAAAUGGAUUGCCUUCAUUGCCGUUGUAUUGCGGCUCUUCUUUCCUCGACACUUCCCAGACUGGUUAGAGAUGCCUGGAUCGUUGAUUCUUCUUCUGGUGGUUGCACCGAGCCUUUUUGCCCACACAUUCAGGGAUGGCCUGGUGGGUAUCAUUAUAUGCCUGUUCAUCGGCUGUUACCUGCUGCAAGAGCACAUCCGAGCAUCUGGCGGGUUCCGGAACGCCUUCACUAAGAGCCAUGGCAUCUCUAACACCAUCGGCAUCGUCCUCUUGUUUGUCUACCCUGUCUGGGCCCUGGUACUUCAUUUCCUCUGAGUGUCUUCUGCAGCCGAACCUAUGCCUUCUUAUUUUCUGGUUUGCAACCUGCGUGUUUUUGUUGUUGUUGUUGUUGUAGUACUUUUAGCCCAGCACUAGAUGCAGUUUAACAUUGUAUGCAAACCAUGAUGCUAAAAGUAUGGUAUUAUUUGGUGGGCCA